Molecule: messenger RNA, 2498 nt
Organism: Aethina tumida (small hive beetle)
Lineage: Eukaryota; Metazoa; Arthropoda; Insecta; Coleoptera; Nitidulidae
Exons: 2
Coding region: 22-2358 (778 amino acids)
Source: RefSeq, a predicted model, not a curated record
UUGGAUUCACUUCUUGCUGUAAUGUCAACCAACGAAGAGAAUAGUCCAAAGACUUCCAGAAGUGAAGGAUAUGCAGACAAGAUCUUUGGUAUAUUUAAAAACUCACAACGUGGAUCGGCUCCUUGUAAUAUUAAAAGAGACUCAGUUGGUCCUUUUGGAGACGUUCCUAAAAAUUUUCAAGAUUAUCUUAAUACAAAAGUAAAUUCAAAUAUGGAUAGCUCUACAGACGAUUCCGAUAAAAGUAUAACCGACGAUUUAUACAAUAUAGACAACGAUUAUUUAAUUAAGUUAAAUUCAAUCCGUCGUAAGCUAAAUAUGGUUGAAAUCACUGAUGACGAUGACUUCACAUCAAAAUCUUCACCGUCUCACAAAACUGAUUCACCAAAAACGAGUUCAUUACCACUAGCGGAAUCUUCUAUAAAAACCAACACAUUAUCACAAGGAUCAUCUACUGUUUUAAGUGACCAUUCUCUUGAUAUUUUAAGUAGAGAUCCAACUUCAACAUCACCUAGACUUGUUGAAAUAACAGAUUCCGUAGAACGUAAAAAUCAAGGAACCGAAAUUGGACAAAAGGUUAUCUUAGAAUCUUUAAGAGGGUCUCACAUCAAAGAGCAGGGAGAUACAAAAGUGCUGCAAAGAAGGGUUACGUCCUUUACAUCGGAAAAUGUAAAUUCACUACCAAAAUAUUCACCAAGAUUAAGUUUGACGGUGGAUCCAGCACCUAAAAAUGAUAAUUUUGAUGUUAACUAUUUAUCACAACGAAAACGAGAAACAAAACAGGACGAUAAAGAAGUUCAGUUUAGUAAUACUGAUAAUCAGACAAAACAAGAAUCAAAAUUUGUCAAUACCUCAAGGUCAAUUCAGACUCUCACUAAAAUAGAUAGCGCUUUAAAAUCAAAUAUAGUGGAAAUGUGUUCAAAGAAACUAGAAGAAAACUUGGAUAAAAUUACUGAAAGACUUAUUGAGAAAGCUAACAUUGCUUUUAGUGAUUAUCAGUCGACUGAUUACGUUCCACCAAAGAAAAAGGUAUGUGUAGAAGAUUCGAAAGAGGAAGUUAGUCACGAGGAACCAAAUGGAACUCAACCAACAGGUGAUGUUAAUCAUACGGCAGCACAUUUUCUUACUAACCAAACGACAUCCACCAGCGGUGGAAGUGAAAGGUUUGAUAUGAGUCGUAAGAAUUUAAAAAAAAACAGGCCUAAAAGAAAUGAAGAUAUAAUUGAAAAAGUAUCAUCAAGUGACGAAGAUGAGCAACAACCAUACUUUAAUUUCAAAUUUAAAUCUUCAAAGAAAGUUCUUAAAAAAAUGGAUGAAGAAAGAAUACAAAUGGGGAAGUGGUUAUAUUCAAGGUAUUUGUCGGAUAUGAAAAAUCAAGGUGAAACCAGUGGCAUCCGCCCUGGUAUCAAUCAAGUUGGUGCCACUCAAACGUUCAUGGAGGAGAGUUGUUCAAAUACAUGUAGGAAGAAAAUUUAUACUACAAAACAUAUUUAUCCUGAGGUACACAUAAGAACAGCAGAAAAUUCCCAAAAAAAUUUUUCUGUUAAUGAAAGAAGUAGUGUUAGAGAUAGUGUGUCUGCCAGGGAUAGAAAUGAAAGAAUUGAAAAUUUAUAUUUCAAUCCAAACCAGUCUGAUAAUUCAAGCCAAAGUAGCUCAAAUAAUGUUUAUACUGUAAAUACCUGUGUUGAAUUGCAUCGAACGGUACCAAACACAAUAUUAGAAAGUCAAACAAUAAGUAAGGUACCUUAUAAUGUAAUAACUUUAGAAAAGACCCCGGUAUUAGAAAGAAAGAAGUCUUCAGCGAUGAGUGAAUCCAGUUUCGCACGAAAUAAACAAUAUUUUAUUCAUUAUGAAAAUAAAGGAGACGUGAAUCGCUUCGUUGAGGACAAAAUGGAUAUAAUAUCCCAAAACGACAAAACAUUUCAGAAUACGAAGGUUGGAUUAGAUGGUCCAAAAAAAGUAUCAAUGGCGAACAAUUUUCCCCAAAUCUCAAACGCCGCAACAUUGGUGGGGCAUGUAUCAGAUAAAGGUAGUUUAAAGAAAUUCGUAUUGCAUGACAACGAGGAAAUGAUGUAUAAGUACAAAUGUGAAGGAAGCAUGACCUCAAACUCCGACAGCGCACUGAAUUCUAAACCUCCCAAACUUUUAAGAAAAACUACGAUUCACAGAGAAAAUAGCAAUAAUGAUCUUUGUGUUUUGACUUCUGGUGGUCACCGUGAAGUUGAAAUCGGGAUGAACACAUACAAUUCGGACACGGCGAUUAGUAAGCAUUCGAGACGAACAAUCAAGGAUUAUUUGGACGAUGCCACGACCGUCAGUUGUUCAAACAUUUGUCUCUGCUUCAAAUCUUGCUUUCGAUAAAAUAUAUAUGUUUAUAUGUAAUUUUAAGAUUCACAAGACUCUUCAGAACCAUAGUGAAAUUCGGUAUUAAGACUUUUUUGAAUGUGUAUACUCUUUAAGCAUUUCAUAUUGAAUGUCCAUAAUAAAAACAGCGACUUAUA